AUAGUCGGCCACGCUGUGGAAAAAAUCUCAACAAAAAAAAUUAAGGAAAAUUGUAUUUGCCAAACAAAAAGAAUUGAAAAGAAAGUUCGUAAGUGAGCCAUCGAGUUGUGCUGUGUGCAUACCAACAACAACAACAACAAUUUUGGUUUCUUCAAACCGUGCUAGACAAAACUAGACUAAGGGCGACACUUCCCCCUUCCCCCCGCUGUUCCAACAACAAUUCAACAUGGCCGAGGACUUUGAUGUCGAAGCAAUGCUGGAAGCGCCGUAUCAAAAAAACAACGUCAGUGCGGGCAGCACGGGACGUGGAGGACGCGGUCGCAGCAGCGGCGGCAGUGAGAGCGCCGGACACGAUGACAACGAUGAAGAUGAACAACGCUAUGCGAAUAGGGAAAACGGUACUCGCUCCUCGAAUGGCAGCAAAAAGCGCAGUCACCGAUCACGCAGUCGCAGCGGAUCGCGUGAUGCUAAACACAGACGCUCCAAGGAUCGGGAACGCGAAAAGGAGCGCAGUAACUAUCGCGACAAGGACAGGGACAGGGGGGACAAGGACAGGGAUAGGGAACGGGAACAGCGCGAACAUCGCUAUAACCAUCGCGAUGGCAAACGCAGCAGUCGCUCGCGCGACGAACACCGUCCCAGCGAUGAGAGCAGCAGCAGACGCGCCAGCGGACGCAGCGAAUCGCAUCGGGAUCAUCCCUCACGAGAUCGUCGCGGCAGCAGCAAGACAAGCAACCUGGAACGCAAACGCAGUCGUUCCCGGGACAGACGUCGACGCAGUCGCUCUCGCGACACGCAGCGCAAGCCACGCAUCAGUCCAAUACGCGAACGUCGACGCAGUCACUCGCGUUCCAGAGACACCAACAGUCGCCGUCGCACCAGCUACUCACCGCGAUCAUAUGGCGGACGUGGACGUGGCGGUGGCGGUGGUAAUGGUGGCGGUGGAGGUGGUGGCACUGGCAGUGGCAGAUCACCGCCGAAUGGCGUCGGGGAUCGUACACCGCCCACCGAGCUGAGUCCCGAGGAGCGUGAUGCACGCACCGUUUUCUGCAUUCAACUGUCGCAACGUGUACGCGCCCGCGACCUUGAGGAGUUCUUCUCCAGCGUGGGCAAGGUGCGAGAUGUUCGACUGAUAACGUGCAACAAGACUAAACGCUUCAAGGGCAUCGCCUACAUUGAGUUCGAGGAUCCCGAAUCUGUUGCUCUUGCCCUGGGCUUAUCCGGCCAGCGGUUGUUGGGUGUACCGAUCAUGGUGCAACAUACCCAGGCCGAGAAGAAUCGUUUGCAGAGUGCACCGCCACCGUUCCAACCCAAGUUGCAUACGGGUCCCAUGCGCCUCUAUGUGGGUUCGCUCCACUUCAACAUCACCGAGGACAUGUUGCGCGGCAUCUUUGAGCCCUUUGGCAAAAUCGAUGUCAUCCAGCUGAUCAUGGACAAUGAGACGGGUCGCUCCAAGGGCUAUGGCUUUAUAACGUAUCACAAUGCUGACGAUGCCAAGAAGGCACUGGAACAAUUGAAUGGUUUUGAGCUCGCCGGUCGUCCCAUGAAGGUGGGCAAUGUGACCGAACGGCUGGACAUGAACACCAGCUCGCUGGACACUGAUGAAAUGGAUCGAAGUGGCAUUGAUCUCGGCGCUACGGGACGAUUGCAGCUCAUGUUUAAACUUGCCGAGGGUGCGGGUCUGGCUGUGCCCCAAGCUGCAGCGAAUGCGCUGCUGGCGACGGCACCUCAACCGGCGCCGAUGCAACAUGAACAGCAGACACCAUCGAUAGCGACACAGUGCUUUAUACUGUCCAAUAUGUUUGAUCCGCGCACCGAAACGAAUCCCACCUGGGACACUGAGGUGCGCGACGAUGUGCUUGAAGAGUGCACUAAACAUGGCGGCGUGUUGCACAUACACGUGGACACCGUCUCGGCAACGGGCACCGUUUACGUUAAGUGUCCUAGCACGGCGACGGCUGUGUUGGCUGUGAACUCGCUUCACGGACGUUGGUUUGCCGGACGUGUCAUAACGGCGGCGUAUGUGCCCCUCAUCAACUAUCACUCCAUGUUUCCGGAUGCAAUCAGUGCCGUCGACUUGAUUGCAUCCACGCGCAAGAACACCGACGAUUAAUGGAGCUCAUAGUUGGUGGAUGGAUGAUUGAUGCGAUAUCGAGCAUCAGCAUCAAAAUAUAUAUUGUUAUUAUUCGUUAAACAAAAACAAUUUAAUUUUGUCAUAAUUGUAACAUUUUUUUGAAAGACUCCGAAUUUUAUGUAAAUGGUCCGCAAGCUGAAUGAAAAAUGGGGCACAUCCAAAUACAAUUACAUUACAAUUAAAGAUAUAUAUACAUAUAUAUCAUAUAAUUAGGCAUUCCUAACACGCCAAAAACAAAACAAAAAUCAUUUGGAUUUUAACUCAAAACUAUUUGCGAAAAAAACCUCCCAACUUAUCAAUUUAUAUAUUUUUUCCUUUUUUUAAUGCGUAAAUAAUUUAGACAGCGCUACAUAUUUACAAAUGUAAAAUGCUAUGUAAACAACAAAAGAAACAUAUUUUGUAGACAAAAAAAAACAUCAAAAAUAAAAA
Molecule: messenger RNA, 2563 nt
Organism: Drosophila grimshawi
Lineage: Eukaryota; Metazoa; Arthropoda; Insecta; Diptera; Drosophilidae
Gene: Caper
Product: RNA-binding protein 39
Exons: 5
Coding region: 227-2113 (628 amino acids)
Biological process (GO): mRNA processing
Cellular component (GO): nucleus
Molecular function (GO): RNA binding
Source: RefSeq, a predicted model, not a curated record